UACUUUUUUAGAGACCAAACAAUUCAGAUCUUUAAGUUAGUUUCUUUUUUCUUAUUGGUAUUUAAACACAUCUUCUCUUCCAUUUUCUUCAUCAUCCUAUUCUUCUCUACAACUUCUUCUGCAUAAAAGGGUGAAUUGGUUAAAAAUGGUGAAGAUUUGUUGCAUUGGAGCUGGUUAUGUUGGAGGUCCAACAAUGGCAGUUAUUGCACUCAAGUGUCCGGCAAUCGAGGUAGCCGUGGUCGAUAUCUCGGUCUCUCGGAUCGCUGCGUGGAACAGCGACCACCUCCCGAUCUACGAGCCCGGGCUCGACGAUGUGGUCAAGUCAUGUAGGGGCAAGAAUCUGUUCUUUAGCACUGAUGUUGAGAAACAUGUUGCUGAGGCUGACAUCAUCUUUGUUUCGGUUAACACACCGACGAAGACGCGCGGUCUUGGCGCCGGGAAAGCUGCGGAUCUCACGUACUGGGAAAGCGCUGCUCGUAUGAUUGCUGACGUGUCGAAAUCUGAUAAGAUUGUGGUCGAGAAAUCGACGGUUCCUGUGAAGACAGCAGAGGCUAUAGAAAAGAUCCUGACCCACAAUAGCAAAGGGGUGAAAUACCAGAUCUUGUCGAACCCGGAGUUUCUAGCCGAAGGGACCGCGAUAGAAGACCUUUUUGCCCCUGACCGCGUGUUGAUCGGAGGGAGAGAAACCCCUGACGGUCAAAGGGCGAUUAAGGCAUUAAAAGAUGUUUACGCCCAUUGGGUGCCAGAGGAGCGGAUCUUGUGCACUAAUCUUUGGUCGGCUGAGUUGUCCAAACUCGCCGCCAAUGCAUUUUUGGCACAGAGGAUCUCCUCUGUUAAUGCCAUGUCAGCGCUCUGUGAAGCUACAGGCGCUGACGUGGCACAAGUGUCCCACGCAGUGGGAAAGGAUACAAGAAUCGGGCACAAAUUCCUGAACGCCAGUGUGGGGUUCGGCGGAUCUUGUUUCCAGAAAGAUAUCCUUAACCUCGUCUACAUUUGCGAAUGCAACGGGCUACCCGAAGUCGCUAACUACUGGAAACAAGUGAUCAAAGUCAACGACUACCAAAAGACCCGAUUCGUCAACAGGAUCGUUUCUUCGAUGUUCAACACCGUUUCAGGCAAAAAGAUUGCGGUUUUCGGGUUUGCAUUCAAGAAAGACACUGGCGACACACGCGAAACCCCCGCUAUCGAUGUUUGCAAAGGGUUGUUAGGGGAUAAGGCCCAUUUGAGCAUUUAUGAUCCACAAGUGACUGAAGAACAGAUCCAGAGGGAUCUUUCUAUGGACAAGUUUGACUGGGACCACCCGGUGCACUUGCAGCCCAUGAGCCCGAGCUCGGUUAAGUCGGUGAGUGUGGUUUGGGACGCGUACGAGGCGGCUAAGGGCGCGCACGGGCUAUGUAUACUGACCGAGUGGGACGAGUUCAAGAACCUUGAUUACAAGAAGAUCUUUGACAACAUGCCGAAACCGGCAUUUUUGUUCGAUGGAAGAAAUGUGGUGGAUCCUCAGAAACUAAGGGAGAUUGGGUUCAUUGUGUAUUCUAUUGGGAAGCCAUUGGACUCAUGGUUGAAGGAUAUGCCUGCAAUGGCAUAAUGUUGGAGGUUUGAUACAUUGAGAGUUAUUAUGUUCUUGUUUAGUAAAUGUUUUUUUUUGUUAUUUUGAUUUAGUAAUGUUGUGUGUUCUUCAUGUUGUUCAAAAUAAAAUAUUUAAAUUUCUUGA
This is a messenger RNA of Helianthus annuus (common sunflower), 1714 nucleotides long. Its product is annotated as UDP-glucose 6-dehydrogenase 5. The transcript has 2 exons. Gene Ontology annotation, biological process: glycosaminoglycan biosynthetic process. The record is from RefSeq and is a predicted model, not a curated record. Lineage: Eukaryota; Viridiplantae; Streptophyta; Magnoliopsida; Asterales; Asteraceae. Gene Ontology annotation, molecular function: NAD binding; UDP-glucose 6-dehydrogenase activity. Gene Ontology annotation, cellular component: cytosol; nucleus. Bases 146 to 1588 code for a protein of 480 amino acids.